AUGCAACGACGAGUUCGUGGCAAAGUCUCGCACGCGCUGCCAUGGCCGACGUCUAUGGCCCUUUUGAUGACGCGACGACAUUGGACUUUCUCUGGUACUACCCGAACCGGCGUACCACGAUGCUCGACCUCGAACAGCUGCCUCCGCUUCUGCGUGACGUGUGGCAACAUUGGGCUCGGGUCCCAACGAUGCGCCGGGCGCCGGCGGGGUUCACACCGACGAUGCUCGCCAACGCGCCGUUGUGGUUCAACCAGCUCGACGCCUUCCAAGGUCCGCAAGGCACGGGCCAGACGGCAUUUGCUCUCUCGCUCGAACUUAGUCAUCGCGGCUUCUACGGUCAUCUCGCCCGCUGCGGGCUGCGACGUCUUACGGACAUUCUCGACAACGGCGCGUGGCCCUCCAGAGCAGUUCCAACCUGCGCCUUGA
Molecule: messenger RNA, 426 nt
Organism: Saprolegnia parasitica CBS 223.65
Lineage: Eukaryota; Oomycota; Saprolegniomycetes; Saprolegniales; Saprolegniaceae
Exons: 1
Coding region: 1-426 (141 amino acids)
Source: RefSeq, a predicted model, not a curated record